GGAAACGGCGCCGAGAGGGCGGGACGCGGCCCCCGGCUCGGGCAGGCCGAGGGCCGGCUCGUCGGGCCCCGCUGCCCCUGCUCCCGGUGCUGUGUGACAGUAGGAGCCGGGCCGGUGGCGGCCUCCCCCCCUCGGGAAGGGGAGUGAGGCCUGAGCGCUUGGGCUGGAAGGCUAAGGAGCCGCAGCGCGAAGCUUCCCCGUUGGUGCGUGUUUGCUGUGGAUGGAGGUGAACCUCAGCCUCGGAAAGAAUGGCCAGCAGUCCUGAGAAUAACGCAUCCCUCUCUGUUCAGAAAGUCACACGCUCAGAGAGUUCCCAAGCAAAGAAGUCCCAGCAUGCAGAAGAAGCAAUCUUUUACAUGAACUGCCGAGCAGCCUAUCUAACUGUUUUGAAAAGCAGUUUAGAAAAUAUUAAAUCAAAAGAACAACUCAGUUUAGUACUUCAACAGGCUGGAAGAAAUCCGUCUCAGAAGACAGUUAAUAAAUAUUGGACUUCACAAACAACUACACUGAAUUUUGAUGACUUUUGUACCAUUUUAAAAAAAGAAAAACCAGCUACAAAAACAGAACUGCUUGAAGCAUUUGGAAAAAUAGACCCAGAUAACACUGGGUAUAUUUUACAUGAUGAACUUUAUAAAAUUCUUACAACGAGAGGUGAAACAAUGACUCGGGAUGAAGCGAGUGCCAUUAUUAAACAAGCGGAUUUUAACUGCGGUGGCAAACUUGACUACAACAAGUUUUGUGACUUGUACAUGACAACCAGUGAGCAGUGCUGCAAGACUGCACGAGAGAAACUGGAAGUUGAUGGUCGACUGAGGCAGCAGCAGUUUGGAAGUCAAACUGAAACUUCUUGUGAAGGGAUCACACUGCCAGUGUCAAAACCAUCACCAAGAAUCUCAAGGAAAACUGAUCACAAACUAGCACCAACAAAAGGUGAUAGCAGAACUCCUUCAAGACCAUCAUCAGCUCAAAGUUGCAAAGCAUCCGUUUCUACCACUAUCAGCAUGGGGGCCGGUAGCAACAGGAACACAAAGCUAAUUGAGCCAGACACAAUGAAGGAAUGGCAAUGUGCACAAUCCAAAGGAUGCUUCUACUUAGAAGAAGAUGGUGAAAUCAUUAGUCACAAGUACAGGUUGCACUUACCUCAAAGGUCUACAGUAUGUAUUACCAUCAAGCCUUUAAACGUUCGUCAGGUAGAAGGAAAACCUUGUCACUGGUUGUCAGUGGAUACAGCUUUGUAUAUUCUGAAGGAAAAUGAAACCCAAGAAAAUCUACAGCUUGUGAGCUUUACUGAACAACAAAACAAAGAGAUGUUUGGAUGGAGAGGGGAGCUUGGAUCAGGAGUUUACUGGCUACUCCCAUUCACAACGGGCUGUAGGCUGAAGAAGGUAAAAACACAAAUUACUGGAGAAGCAAAACUGGUGUAUAGAGGUGAAGAUGGAGAACUGGUUCUGACCAAAGAGUUCCGAGCGGCUUUAUUGGAUAUAUUUGAGACAAUUGAUUUGGAUGGAAAUGGCCUUCUGAGUUUGGAGGAAUACAAUUUCUUUGAACUGAGAACUAGCGGCGAGAAAUGCGAUGAGGAAGCGUGGGCUGUAUGCAAGGAGAAUUUUGAUAUGAAGAAGAAUGAGCUAACAAGACAAGGAUUUAUGGAUUUGAAUCUCAUGGAAGCCAAUGACCGUGAAGGGGAUCCUAGUGACCUUUGGGUCACUUUAUUGUCUCUGGGCUACAAUAAAGCAUUAGAAAUGACAGAGGCAUGCCCCUUUGUCAUUGACAUCUACGCAGAAAAAUGCAAACCCAGAAUUAAAGCCAUAUAUCUAGAGGCAGGCAGCUGGCAACUCAACAGGGCUGUUUGCAAGUCUGUUGUUAAUAAAGGAGAGGCCAAAGUAAUGGAUGGCUGUGAAAACAUAAUCAUCUAUACCUACAAAGUGGGCAGGAGAAUCACUUCUGUUAUUGAAAAUAAGUCUGACAACAAAGUGAUUAUUCAUGUCAACAACGAGCAGAGUAAGAACUGCCUAAGUAAUAGGGGACUUACUGUUUUUGCUGUAGAAGUGGCACCGAAGUCCAUGAUGGUUUCUCAGCACGUGAUGCCGCUGAACGAGCAGGAAGAAUGGCUUUAUAAUUGCGUGCAUUCCCUCUUACGUUAAACAUUCCAGUUAGAGAGUCCUUCAGACUAAACCAGGAUUUUUUCUGGUAGUUUCUAGGCAAUUUAUGGUAUUUCCCUUCUCCAAAAGCUGGCAUACAUUUAUGCUUCCCAGAGUUUGAUUUGUUAAAGCCAAUGAAUCACAUAAGCACUUAUUUCUGGUAUCACACUUCUGCUAAUGGCUUUUAAGAAAUGUACAGAAUCAUAGAAUCAUUCAGGUUGGAAAAGACCCUUGGGACCAUCGAGUCCAACCAUCAACCCCACUCUACAAAGUUCUCCCCUACACCAUAUCCCCCAACACCACAUCUAAACGACUCCUUUAGUCGUUUACGACUCUUUUAGUCGUGAUAGCAUAGGGAUGGAAUAAUUGUAAGUAUGUAAUACUCUCUGACAGACGAGUCAUUAUACACCGUCUAACGAAACACUUCGGCAUGAAAACAUUAAGACAAGAUAACAAUUAAUACUCUUCAGUAACACAGCUGGCAGUUGUAAUGUAAUUGUGUUUUAUGAAGGAUAGUUUCCCUAAAUAUGCUUUUAUUUUCUGUAACAUGAAAUGUAGUUCCAUCACGUGCUGGAACCGUUUCACUGAGAAGAAACUUGCUUUGUUGAAUUGGUCUGGUGGGUUCCUAAUUAAACACUAUUGUGGUUUUGACAUAAGAAGUAUAAAGGGGUGGGGUUAAUGAUUUUGUAUUGCCACCUGAUAAAGGAUUUGGUUCUUUUUUUAAAUUUUGUUUGCUUUUUUUUGUCAUUUGAUGAUAAUAUGCAUCUUAUACUUGUUCUGAAUAAUUACUGACUGUUUUAAUACUCUUUUUAUAUAAAUAAAG
Messenger RNA from Chroicocephalus ridibundus (black-headed gull), 2961 nucleotides. RefSeq names its product EF-hand calcium binding domain 7 (gene EFCAB7). Lineage: Eukaryota; Metazoa; Chordata; Aves; Charadriiformes; Laridae. Gene Ontology annotation, biological process: positive regulation of protein localization to ciliary membrane. The coding region runs from base 249 to 2141 and encodes 630 amino acids. Gene Ontology annotation, molecular function: calcium ion binding. Gene Ontology annotation, cellular component: plasma membrane protein complex; ciliary membrane. The transcript has 15 exons. The record is from RefSeq and is a predicted model, not a curated record.